AUGGCUGACAACUCGCCCACCAUUGACACGCAGUACCUCUUUGAGCUGAUGCGUCGCAACUGCAGUGCAUUCCUCAAGCGUGCUCUUCAGGCACAGCAACAACUGUCUUCAGGAGGAGGUGGAGGUUUUCUUCAGUCUAAUCAACAAUUGCUGCCACAGCAACAACAUCAGCAGUACCCCAGUCUGCCCUACUCUGGACAAAGCAGCCGUACAACUUCCUCUCGAGCUGAUUUGAGCAGGCAGAACUUUUCCAGCGCCUCGACCUCCUCAACCUUUUCGCUGCCUUCCCUCUACCAGCUGAUCAAUCAGCCACAGCUUCCCACAACCGCCACAAGUGCCACCAGCAUGCCGCCAUCAUUUUCGUUGUCAUCCUCUUCAUCUUCUUCAUCCUCUUCUUCCUCAUCAUCAUUAUCCGGCAGUGAUACCUCCUUGGAGAUUGGGCCUUUUGCAUCCUCCUCAUCCUCGAUCCCGUGGACCUCGGAGGAGCUGCAGCAGCAGAUUCAGCAGCUGAGCGCAGCGGCGGCUGCGGCGGCGGAAAUUCCUGGCGGUGAUCCGAACUACGAGCCGCUCGCCCACCAUCACCAGCAGGAGCACAUCAUCCAGUCGCAUACUGAGUCGGCAAGGAAUGCGCUCAUCUACGUCGCCGUCAUUCUGGUCAUCUACCUGGUGGCAGUGGCCUUCAUCGCCGUGCAGUACUACCACAAACACUCGACGCUGGAUCCGCUGACAGCUUUCAUUCUGCGACGAUCCACCAGUGGAAAGGGUGGUAAGCGGAAGAAUAAGGAUUCUCGAGGUCGAGGUGGUGGCAAACACCAGGUGCGGCGGAAGUACUCAAACAGCGGUGGCAGCGGAUUAGGCUGCAACAAUGGCGGCUUUGAGGCGACUCGGUCGGCGAGCUCAAUGGCCGGCUACCGAAAUGGCGGCUCAUCCUCAAACAACGUGAUCGCCGAUGGAGUUGUGUCGCCGACGACGGCCAAUGCGGCGGCGGCCACCGCCAACAACAGCAAUUUGGGAGCCUCCGGUGUCCCGGUCAGUAACAGCUGCGUCCGCUUUGACCAACUGGCAACUGUGUACUCGGAGAACGGUACGACGACGACCACCAUCGACUCGGCCACCUCAAGUCGUGAUCAACAGCAGCACCAACAGCAGCAGCAACUACUUCAUCCCGGCUCAUCAGCAGCUCAGAUUCAGAUAACAAUCGAGACGGUGGACGAUGACGAUGACGACCUGGAGGAGGACAACAUCGAGGAGGACUACUACGAUGAAGAUGAGGAGGAGGACGAGGAUGAAGAAGAGGAAGAGGAAGAUGGUGAUGAAGAUCACUUUGAAGAGGAGGAGGAGAUGGCCGUUCUAGGGAACACCUCUUAUGAGGUCAUGGAACGAGGAGGUGGUCGACCCAGCAGCAGCAACAACAGCAGCAGCAAGUCAGGCAGCAAACUGCGCUCACUCUUUCACCACUUUCACUCCUCCUCUCACGAUUCCUCCUCCUCCACCUCCUCAAAAACCACCACCAACACACUGAAUCAGCACUGUGGCAAUGGGAAGCAGACGCUGACGCGAUCCUCCUCUCUGCAGACUGCAAACAACACCAAAACCGAUGUGCCCACAAUAGCCGCCGCCGCAGCGGCAGCCACAGGAGUGGGUGUGAUCAGCAGUUCGAUUACCACUGAAGCAGACUACCCUAACUCCAGCCACUCCUCUUGGCGGCCAUCGUCGACUUCUACUGCCGACUCUGCUGACCUUCUCAAGUUCAAGCGGAGCUCCAUUGCCGGUUUCACCGUCGCCGCGGGCACCGGUCCGCUGGGGCUGUUCAAGGCGACGCCGAGGCACUACGAGGAGACGCAUCUCUAA
Rhagoletis zephyria (snowberry fruit fly) is the source of this 1851-nucleotide messenger RNA. The record is from RefSeq and is a predicted model, not a curated record. NCBI's taxonomy places the organism in Eukaryota, Metazoa, Arthropoda, Insecta, Diptera, Tephritidae.